Theileria parva strain Muguga is the source of this 498-nucleotide messenger RNA. RefSeq lists its product as uncharacterized. Lineage: Eukaryota; Apicomplexa; Aconoidasida; Piroplasmida; Theileriidae. The record is from RefSeq and is a predicted model, not a curated record. Bases 1 to 498 code for a protein of 165 amino acids. The transcript is spliced from 2 exons.
AUGAGCCCGAAAUCACGCAAAUCUUUACACAAAGAUUCUCACAAUUUUAAACAUCUUAAGAGUACAAGGAGUAGCAGCAAGAUUAGGAGGAGUAGAAGGAGUAGAAGCACAAGUAUACAAAGUAGAGACAGUAGAGGAGACAAAUACACUCACAAAAGUCGGUAUAGAACCAGUCGUGACCCCGAAUCUGUUACUGAACAUCUUAGAUUAGCUCAAACACAACACUUUGAUCCCGUGACAAACAGUGAUUUGAGGGAGGAAUUUGAGAGAUCGGCGUUUGACAAGGCGUACGGGUUGGACAUUUCAGAGAUUUUAACGGCAACUACCGUUUCGGAGGGGAGUAAACUGAGCAGAAGUGACCGUAGGAGACACCGGGAACACGAACUUAAACAUCACCAGGAACGGUUCUGGAAGUGUAAAAGGUGUGAAUUCAUGAAUUAUCUCUCAAACUACGAGUGCAAACACUGUAAAACUCUCAGACACACUUCACACAAUUAA